UUUGUUUUUUGCUUUUUCAUCCAAUGUAUACACGCUGUAUUGAGACACUUUAUCAUUCAUGAGAGGCGUUGAUCCUAUUCAUGGGCCGGUCCAUCGAGCUUUUGCCGUCAUCUGCGACUGGGCAGGAGGUCGUUCCAUAAUCCCUUUGCGAGUGACAUGACUACUUGAUAAUACCUGUUAUCGGAAUUCAAAAUGAGAAGGGAUCGUAACAUGUUCAGCAUGGUUCAAGCUAUUACUGUUCUUACGGUGUUGAAGAUGCUCGUCAAUGCUCAAAUUACUUGCAAUAAUGGAGCAGGUAGAUUCGUCUACGAAAGAUUACCAGACCAACAACUGCAGGGCUUUGACGAUGAAGUAAUAAGGGACUCAUUGCCGCCGUUCCGCGUGCUCGAGAAAUGUCAAGAUCUUUGUCUCCGCGAUCGCACGGCUACCAACAAUCUCGUGCGAACGUGCUCAAGUUUUGAUUUCCAACCGGGCAGCCGAAUAGCAUCUUACAGCGGCGCUGCCGAAUACGAAGAGAGCACCUGUUAUCUAAGCGCUGAGCAAGCGCAACCCGAAGGCAUCGGCAAUCUCAUGAUGGUACCUAACAGCGUACACUUUGCCGAAGUGUGCUUGACUUCCAGCCGCAUCGAGUUAGAAUGCCCCAAUCGGCGCUACGUUUUCGAGAGGCAUUCGAGGAAAAAACUGAAGUUGCCUGCUGCCAAUGUCAAGGAAAUUACUGCAGCUAAUCGGACGGACUGCGAAGAAAAGUGUUUGAACGAGCAUCAAUUCAUUUGUCGAUCAGCAACUUACGACUCGACUCUAAGGAGUUGUACUAUGAGUCGUUUUACACGAAGAACACACCCGGAACUAUUAGAAGACAAUGCUAAUUCUGAAUAUUUAGAAAACACAUGUCUUAAUGCGGAAAAUCGUUGUGAUGGCCUGGCAGUAUUCAUUAAAGAAGAAAAUAAACGUAUGCGCGGCCCGUUCGAAGUGGACAUUUAUUUGAAUCUAACUCUCGAAGAAUGUCAAGCAUUUUGCUUGAGAGCGGAAAAGUAUUUCUGCCGGAGUGUCGAGUAUGAUGAACAAAUUCGACAGUGCGUCAUUUUAGAAGAAGAUUCUGUUUCUCAACGAGACGAUUUUGCUACAAACACGUCUCCAGGUCAUCACUUUUACGACUUGGUGUGUUUAGAUAACCAACCAUCCAUAGCGCGAGGAUCCCAGUUCCCGGAUAGCAGCUCGUCGCACAUGUACGGUGAAACCCGUCGGCCGGAUACUGCAUUCCAGCGUUAUCGAAAUAUGAGGCUUACCGGCGAAUUCCCAUCGGAGAUCAAUGGUCGUAGUCUCAGCGAGUGCCUCGAUGAGUGUUUGCGACAGACGAGCUUUCAGUGCAGAAGCGCGUUGUAUUCGGAACGCUUGAGAACUUGCAGGCUGAGCAAGUCUAAUCAGAAGGAUGGGCAUCGAUUGAUUUACGAUGCUGAUAAUGACUACUAUGAAAAUCUUAUGCAUCAUUCGUGGGAGGGCGACAGAGGAAGUAACAAUUAUAGGCCAGACCCACUUGGUCAAGACACUAGUGGAAGGCCAGGCAUCCUCGGAAGACCAGGCUAUACAGACGACUAUCCAGGCGGUAACAAAGAUCGUUUUCCCGAUCGUUUCCCUGAAUCUUAUCCCAACAACCGUAUACCACCACAUUAUUUACCUGGCAACGAUUAUCCACCACCUCGCGGGCGUCCAUAUUAUCCACCACCACGUCGACCCAGUUAUCGUCCGAACUACGACGACCCAUAUCCAGGCAAUCGCAUUCCAAUGGAUCAAUAUCCUGUAUUCGAUCGUGUACCUCCUGGAGAAUCAUAUCCUGUUGGUGAUCGUUUUCCAACCAACGACGAACCAUAUCCUAUAAGACCAACAGGAGGUGGUCGUUUUCCUAAUCGACCGAUGCGACCAUACGGUAGUCGUUUCCCGGGAGUUGUCCAGAAAUAUCCACCACCAUCGCGAUUUCCUCCUGGAUCGACCAACUAUCCACCGGUUGAUGAUAGAUAUCGACCACCGAUACCAGAAGAACCAUCUGAUAGAUUUCCUAGUGGAGGUUUGGAUGGAAAUAGAAUCCCGGAAAGAUUCCCAAUCCCAGAUAAAUAUCCCGAUAGGGAUGGUUAUCCGUACGGCGAUGGCCGAUACCCAAUCUACCCUGGUAAAGAGUGGUCUGAACGUCCAGUCCAUCCUGGAGGCGGUCAAUACGGACCUAACCGUCCUGGGGGUGGUUACGGUGUUGGUGGUAUACCACCAGGCAAUUCAUUAGGAUCAGGUGGCUACGAAGAAGGUGGAAUAGUCGGUGGUGGUUACAUCGGCGAAGGUGGUGUCUACCAUCAACGACCAUAUGGAAAUGGUGGUGGUCCAAUGAUCGGUCGGCCACCCUUACUGUCGCGUUGCGAUGAACAGGAGAAUUUUCGACAAGUGAGCCAAGGUACAAGAGUGCGCAAACCCUUUGUGCGUCGUUAUACCGCAGCGUCAACCUUGAGUCAAUGCGAGCGCGAAUGUAGCGAUGCCAGGGACUUUGUCUGCCGAUCGUUCAACUUCCGACCACCACCUUACAAUACGCCUUACGGAUCGGAACGGGAUAAUUGCGAGUUGAGCGACAGAGACUCCAGGGACAUGGAUAUGGGUAAUCCGAUUUAUUAUGAGACUAGCUCGGAGUACGACUUUUACGAGAGAGGUAAUGGGCGCCAAGGUGCAGAUGAGUGUCUCGAUGUAAGCCAAACGUGUAAUGAAGAUGGAAUGGAGUUUACCUUGCGCACACCGGAAGGUUUUAUUGGUAGAAUUUACACUUAUGGCUACUAUGACCGAUGCUUUUAUCGUGGGAACGGACAAACUAUAAAUGUGCUGAGAAUUAGCGGAGCUCAAGGAUACCCCGAUUGUGGAACUCAAAGAUACGGCGAUACCAUGACUAACAUCGUAGUGGUUCAAUUCUCUGAUUACGUACAAACUGGAAGAGACAAACGUUUCAACUUGACGUGUCUAUUCAGAGGUCCUGACGAGGCAGUCGUUACUUCCGGAUAUAUUGGCGCAGGUAGAUCGGGUUCGCCUAUACCUAUCGAGUACUUGCCAGCCGAGAAUACUUUGAGCUCGAAAGUUAGGCUCCUUAUUCUCUAUCAAGGACGACCGACUACCACGAUUGCUGUUGGCGAUCCAUUGACUUUCAGACUUGAAGCUCAAGAUGGUUAUAAUUACGCCACUGAUAUAUUUGCGACAAACGUCGUUGCGAGAGAUCCUUAUUCUGGACGAAGUGUUCAAUUAAUAGAUAGAUACGGAUGUCCUGUUGAUAAUUACGUGUUCCCCGGCUUGGAUCGACUUCGAGAUGGGGACAGUUUAGAGGCUCGCUUCAAUGCGUUUAAAAUUCCUGAGUCGAACUUCUUGGUGUUCGAAGCGACUGUGAGGACAUGUAGAGAUGGAUGUCAACCUGCUUUCUGUUCGUCGGGUACCGGCAGAAGCGAACCAUCGUAUGGACGAAAAAAGAGAUCGAUUAGUAAUGAUACUGAAGUCGACAUAGAUGCUUUGAAUUCAACGAGUGUGAAUGCUACUGAAAGUAUUAUAUUAUCCGAAAGUAGUGUCAGUGAAACGGAUGCCGAAGUAAAAGACGCUACUGAAGGUGAAGAAGAAUUUGUCAGAGAAAUGAUAGAGGUUUUCGAUUCAAGAUACGACAUGAAUGAAGAAGACGACGACGAGGUUAAUACUAUUGCUGAAAAAAGAAUCGCACCUGUUGUGGAUACUGUCUGCAUUACUCCGAACGAGUACUACGGACUUAUAACGGCUAUUGUUAUCCUCGUCGUACUUUUAGCAUCUAUUGUACUUUUAACAAUAUUAGUUUACAGGAAAUACGUUUAUGCCGUGAUUGUUAAAAACCGUAGGGCUGAUAGAUUAUCACAUCGAAGUAGAAAUUCUACAGAAGAUCAUUAUAGCACAAGAGCGAACAAUUUCUCAUUUUUACGAUCUGGACUUAUAAAUCCAAGUCGCUCUUCACCCAUUGCGAGAUCUUUGAGUAAUAUUAUUAGCCAGCGAACAGGGUCAUCAACGACUUUGGUAGGCAUUGCCGGGACGUCGAGCAACUACAGGACGAAUUUUGACCCAAGUGAACCGAUUUAUACCGAUCCGACCCUUUUUGAAAUUGCGAGGAGUACGAUAGUCGACAAGAAGAAUUCUCAUAACGAUAAUUUUCACAUGAUAUGAAUGAUAUUUUAUCGUGAUUAUACUUCGGAAUGAUCAGUGAUUAAAAAAAUGUUAUAAUAUGAUUAUAGAAAGAACAUCCAUACGCGCUUUUUAAAAACUUUAAUUUCGUAAUUUUAUAACUCGCAAAUGUUUUAAAAUUUACGUUUCGAUAUUUUUUGCAUGACUAGUAUAAUAAAGUUUUUAUAUUAUAUUAACUCUGAAGGUUAUUUUUUACUCCAUACUCUCAUGAAUACCUUUUACGAUAUU
Messenger RNA from Phymastichus coffea, 4443 nucleotides. RefSeq lists its product as uncharacterized. The transcript is spliced from 18 exons. NCBI's taxonomy places the organism in Eukaryota, Metazoa, Arthropoda, Insecta, Hymenoptera, Eulophidae. The record is from RefSeq and is a predicted model, not a curated record. The coding region runs from base 193 to 4197 and encodes 1334 amino acids.